Messenger RNA from Monosiga brevicollis MX1, 861 nucleotides. RefSeq lists its product as uncharacterized. The coding region runs from base 1 to 459 and encodes 152 amino acids. The transcript has a single exon. The record is from RefSeq and is a predicted model, not a curated record. NCBI's taxonomy places the organism in Eukaryota, Choanoflagellata, Craspedida, Salpingoecidae.
AUGGCCAUGCUCCCUGUUGUGGUGGCUCUGCUGGUUGGUGCUUUGAUCAUUGCCUUGCUCUUGACCAGCAAACGACACCGCCAUGUGCCAUAUCGGCCAGCUCAGCCCAACAAGCCCCGACUUCCCCUUUCCACAGCCCACUACUGCGCCCUCUUUGACCUCGAAGCCGAGGACAAGCCCCUGGCCAAAAUUGAUGGCGCCAGACCACGGGUCCCCCGCAAUGCCUUGAGCUGGCACAUGUUGCAAGGUCGCCAACAACAAAAGGCCAUCCUCUGCGACUCGCGCCUCGACCCCUCGGUCGCCGCCGUCCAGCGUUAUCUUCAACGCCGUGCUGAUCAGCAAGUUCGCCGCCGCUCCCCAUUGGCCCGCCAUACCCCCCAUCACGAUGUGCGACCAGCUCGGGCCAAUCCUCAACCCAUCCGCAACGCCAGUCCCUUGUCUCGCCUCAAGGCCGCCUAAGGCUGGGACACCAAUCCUGUUUGAAUGGAGUAUCUUUCUCUCUUGCUUUUGACGAGGGCUUCCCUUGGAGGUUGUCUUCUCCUUUUCAUCUUAUUCUAGACCUCAUCGGUGAGCCGCUUUGGCGUCGUGCCCUUUUCCUGUCCCCUUGAGUUUUGAAUCUCCUUUUCUUUUCUUCUUUCUUUGAGUUAGCUCUGGCCUUCUGUCAGAACGUGCAUGCUAUUAUCCUACACAAUGCUUUCCUGAUAUUUUUAUUCUUCAUCUGUUUACUUCCCCCGCACAUCAUCCCGUGUGGUGAGAGCUGGCUUCUCUCCCUGUAACUCCCCGCCUGGCGUGGGGGCUUUUGGCCCAGGCAUCCUCAAAGAUGGCUGUGGCCAAGUCGCUGUGCGACACAUACCAAAUUGA